This is a messenger RNA of Cyprinodon variegatus (sheepshead minnow), 629 nucleotides long. Its product is annotated as CMP-N-acetylneuraminate-beta-galactosamide-alpha-2,3-sialyltransferase 1-like. The transcript has 4 exons. Lineage: Eukaryota; Metazoa; Chordata; Actinopteri; Cyprinodontiformes; Cyprinodontidae. The coding region runs from base 1 to 513 and encodes 170 amino acids. The record is from RefSeq and is a predicted model, not a curated record. Gene Ontology annotation, molecular function: beta-galactoside (CMP) alpha-2,3-sialyltransferase activity.
AUGAACUUUGCUCCAGUGAAAGGUUAUGAAGAAGACGUUGGGAUCAAAACAACACAUCGUGUCAUGUAUCCAGAGAGCGCCGUGGAUUUAGAUAAUACGACGCAUCUUGUGCUGUUUCCAUUCAAGAUAAAUGAUAUUGAGUGGCUCAUUAAGGCCUUUACAACAGGAUUCUAUGGAAGAUCAUAUGCACCGAUAAAACCAAAAAUAAAAGGCAACAAAAAUUUGGUGAUGGUGGUCAAUCCAGCUUUUAUGAAGUACUCUCAUGAGGUUUGGCUGGGGAGUAUAGGGAACUACCCUUCCACUGGUUUUAUGACUUUUGUUCUGAGCCUUCAUGUUUGCGAUGAGGUACAUGUGUUUGGUUUUGGUGCAGACAGCCAGGGAAGCUGGAGUCAUUACUGGGAAACCCUUCGAGAUAAGAGCUUCAAAACCGGACCACACCCUGGACACCAUGAACAUGCAAUUAUACAAAAUCUUGCUGAUGGAAAAACAGUAAAGCUUUAUAAAGGCUCAUAACUUUUCUUCUCAAACUUUAAAAGUCAGAUUUUCAUUCCUAUUUUGUUGACAUUACUUGAUUUGUUGUUAUAGUAACAACAGGUUGUUUUUUGGUGGGUGUUUUCUUAUUACUUUUU